Messenger RNA from Phalaenopsis equestris, 583 nucleotides. RefSeq names its product DNA mismatch repair protein MLH3-like. Gene Ontology annotation, biological process: mismatch repair. Gene Ontology annotation, molecular function: ATP binding; ATP-dependent DNA damage sensor activity; ATP hydrolysis activity. Gene Ontology annotation, cellular component: mismatch repair complex. NCBI's taxonomy places the organism in Eukaryota, Viridiplantae, Streptophyta, Magnoliopsida, Asparagales, Orchidaceae. The record is from RefSeq and is a predicted model, not a curated record.
UUGGUUGAAACGGAUGGUUCAUCCAUGAUUCCUCCAGCAGUGCUUCGUAUACUAAAUUUUAAAGCCUGCAGAGGUGCCAUAAUGUUUGGAGAUGCAUUGCUGCCUUCAGAAUGUUCCCUCAUUGUAGAAGAGCUAAAAGCAACUUCAUUGUGCUUCCAGUGUGCUCAUGGUCGACCAACCACUGUUCCUCUUCUUAAUAUAUCGGCACUGCAUGAACAGUUAUCCAGGCUUGACAUCCCGAUAGCUGAGCAGUGCUCAGAUUCGUGGCAUGGGUUGCGCCGUCACACACUGAGCAUCAAACGUGCAUGCCAAAGAUUAGAGUCGUGUAAACGGUUUCUCCAUUGAUUAUCAUGUGUGUUAUGGAAGGUAUUCUCUCUUCAAUGCACUAAUUGUAUAUGUGGAUGAUGUACCUUAUGCAACUCAUCUGUAGCUCCCAUUCUUUGAUGACAUGAUCCAUGGAAAAUAAACAUACAGUUUAUAUAGUUCCCUUUUUCUGAGAAUAAAUAUCACUUCUGGACAAUUGAGGUGCUGUAAUCAGAAGUAUCAGUGGUUUUCUUUCUCAUGCAUAAAUAUAUGUUUUUGC